This is a messenger RNA of Merops nubicus (carmine bee-eater), 4078 nucleotides long. It is a transcript of the gene MYPN, whose product is annotated as myopalladin. Bases 1 to 4032 code for a protein of 1343 amino acids. The transcript is spliced from 19 exons. The record is from RefSeq and is a predicted model, not a curated record. NCBI's taxonomy places the organism in Eukaryota, Metazoa, Chordata, Aves, Coraciiformes, Meropidae.
AUGCAAGACGACAGUUCAGAAUCCUCAACUUCAAUAUCUCAACUUCUGAGAGAAAGUUAUUUAGCUGAAACUAAACAUCAAGGGAAGAGUGAAAGAAGCAGAUCAGAACCAUCUUCUCAUAAUUUCCAUUACGGCAACGCUUCUGGUGAUUCAGAUGAGGUAGCUGCCCAAGAUGACCUUCCAGAUCUCUCUGCCUUUUUGAGCCAAGAAGAACUAGAUCAAAGUGUAAACCUGGCAAGACAAGCCAUUGAUCAGAAUCCACUGGAAACUAAACAGGAGGAGCUUCAGGCACAUUCACAGCAUCUCCCAGAUCAGCUGAAAAACACAGGAAAACGCAAACAAAUGGCCCAGUCUACAGCUUUGAAAACAUCGGACAAUGGCCUGCACUCAGACUUUUGUCAGGACCAUGUCAGAAAUACAAACAGUUCCAAAGGGAGCUCUCAAGAUCUAAAGAAACAACACCUCCCUUCUGAAUCGGAAUCAAAAAAGGAAUUUCUGAACAAGGCAGCAGAUUUUAUUGAGGAGCUUUCAUCACUUUUCAAAGCUCACAAUUCUGAAAGAAUAAGACCCCGAACAUGCAAAAACUACAGGAGCAGGAUAGAGUCUAAGAAUAAGCUUGCUCAAAAAGGUAGCUCUAGCCUACCUAGCACAUCAGAAAACAGAGAACGACUUUGCAUUCCAGUACCUCAAGACUUGGAAAACAAAGCAGAGAAAACGUUUGAACAUAUAGAUGAUCAACAGGCAGCAAACCUGGAAUCGAUCAAUCAAUUAACGAGUGCAGAGCUAAAAACAGAGUCAGAAUCUGCAUCUGUAAGUUCUGAUGAGCCUAUGGGACAACCACCACGCUUUACUCAAAAACUGAAGAGCAGGGAAGUUCCUGAAGGAACCAAAGUGCAAUUGGACUGCAUUGUGGUAGGAAUCCCAGCACCUGAAGUCAGGUGGUACUGUGAAGGGAAGGAGCUUGAAAACUCACCAGACAUUCAAAUUAUCCAGACAGGUGAUCGACACUCAUUGGUUAUUGUUGAAGCUUUUGAGGAGGAUACAGGACGUUACUCGUGCUUUGCUUCAAACAUUUAUGGCACAGACUCCACUUCUGCAGAGAUAUACAUAGAAGGAGUCUCUUCUUCUGACUCUGAAGGUGAAAUCAUCAAAGACGAAAUGGAUCACAAACCAAAGCCAGCUGAUACCUCCUUGAAUGCAGCAUCUCCUGCCGUCAGAACUGCAACCAAGCAUCAAGAAACCUCCAAGGCACCAUCUGCCAUGGUUCAGCCAGUGUCUGUACCUGUCCAGUCUGUGUCAACACCAGUUAAUCAGGCUCAAAGCCCCACUAACUAUUUGCAAGGACUGGAUGGAAGACCUAUAAUUGCUGCUCCUGUAUUUACAAAGAUGUUACAGGAUAUUUCAGCUUCUGAGGGGCAGCUUGUUGUCUUUGAAUGUCGGGUAAAAGGAGCUCCUUCCCCCAAGGUUGAAUGGUAUAGAGAAGGAACACUGAUAGAAGAUUCGCCAGAUUUUAGGAUAUUACAGAAAAAACCACGAUCAAUGGCUGAACCAGAGGAAAUUUGUACUCUGGUUAUUGCUGAAGUGUUUUCAGAAGACUCAGGCAGUUUCACCUGCACUGCAAGCAACAAGUAUGGCACAGUAUCUAGUACAGCUCGUCUAACUGUCAAAGCAUCUGAAGAAAACAGUAAUGCUGCUACCCUUCACACAAUGAGCUCAAUCAACUUAAUUGCUGCUGAACAUCAACUUCCCCAACGUACUCCUUCCCAUCAUGCAGUAAACCAGACUUCCAAACCUAAACUUGAAGGAGUUCUUGUGAACCACAAUGAACCUAGAUCAAGUUCCAAGAUAGGUCUCCGUGUGCACUUCAAGUUGCCUGAAGAUGAUCAAGGAAGUGAAUCACCAUCAGAGGGUGGGCCUGGCACUGCAAACCAAAACAGACCCAACUCUUUCCAAGAGAGGAUAAAUGGACAGCCAAUGAGAAUACCAGAGCCGACAUCGCCAUCCAAGGAACCCCCUCCCGUACUGGCUAAACCAAAGCUAGAUCAGACCCAGUUAAAACAGCUCCACAACCAGGUCUUGCUUGAGCAACAGCAGGUGUAUCAGACAUCUACAAAAGAGGUGUUAUUCAACACAGCUCUAUUGAAUUCUGCUACUGUUCUCCAGCAACAGUCCACCUCAGCUACGUACAAACAAAACAAAGCCUCUGCUUCACAAGCAUUCAGCUACACCCGACCCAAGCAGUUCCUACCAUCACAAACUGCAUCACCUACCAGCUCCUCUUCCAGCUCCUCAGUUACAACGUGCAGCAAUGUCCCUCAAGGAACUCAAAGAACAAAUAACAAGGAAAAUUUCACAGGAAAUCCUCCACCUGCCCAAUCAAGGUCUUCUGGAGGGUUUACAAGCAAAUGUGAACAGUCUCCACCAAGCCCUAAAGAAUCCAUGGUGCCUCCAUUAACAUUUCCUACAUCAAGUGCAAAACAGUUUCAGCCACAGACUGUGACUUCUGCUCCUAUCUCCCCAACUGGCCGGAUUCAGAAUCCAGUAGCUUUCCUUAGUGCUGUUCUGCCUUCACUUCCUACUGUGCCAUCAACUAAUGCUAUGGGACUGCCCAGAAGUACACCAGCCACACCAGCCCAGGGAUUAACAAAGAAAAAUCUGAAGCCUCUGCCAUUACCAACAGAAGAUUCUAUUCGGGAAAAUAAAGCUGCACUUGUGAAGGACCUGGAAAGAAAGCUGCGGUUCCGAGAGGAUGUUAAUCAACAAAGUAGUCAGCAGGAAUACAAAAUUUCAAGCUUUGAGCAGAGGCUGAUGAAUGAAAUUGAGUUUCGCCUGGAGCGUACGCCGGUGGAUGAGUCAGACGAUGAAGUGCAGCACGAGGAAAUCCCUACAGGCAAAUACAUAGCACCCAUCUUUGAUAAGCGACUCAAGCAUUUCCGGGUAACGGAAGGAUCUCCUAUUACAUUCACUUGCAAAAUAGUUGGAAUACCUGUUCCCAAGGUUUACUGGUUCAAGGACGGCAAGCAGAUUUCAAAGAAAAACCCACAUUUCAAAAUGAGCAGAGAAGAAGAUGGAACAUGUUCUUUACAUAUUGAAACGUCUACUAAUGAUGAUGAUGGCAACUAUACGAUUAUGGCUGCAAACCCACAAGGGAGAAUCAGUUGUUCAGGCCACCUGAUGGUUCAGAGUACCCCCAUUCGGGGCCGAAUAUCAACAACUCAGCCUCACAGAACACGACCCUGGGUGCCAGAGGGAGACAAAGAGGCAGUUCAAGAACGCUUUUUCAGGCCGUACUUCCUGCAGGCUCCAGGUGACAUGGUAGCACAUGAAGGACGACUCUGUAGGUUGGACUGUAAGGUGAGCGGGUUACCAACUCCAGACCUGACGUGGCUUCUGAACGGCAAACCCGUGCUACCCGAUGGCACCCACAAGAUGCUGGUCAGAGAGACUGGAGUUCACUCUCUGCUGAUUGAUCCUCUCUCACAAAAUGAUGCUGGAACUUACACUUGCCUUGCCACUAAUAAAACAGGCCAAAAUUCAUUUAGUUUGGAGCUCACCGUUGUAGCAAAGGAAGUAAAAAAAGCCCCCAUGUUUUUGGAGAAGCUUCAGAACUGCGGUGUUCCUGAAGGGUACCCCGUAAGAUUAGAGUGCAGAGUUGUGGGAAUGCCACCCCCCGUGUUUUACUGGAAGAAGGACAAUGAGACCAUCCCAUCAAACAGAGACAGGAUGAGCAUGCAUCAAGAUACAACAGGGUAUGUCUGCCUCCUCAUUCAGCCUGCCAAGAAAGCAGAUGCUGGCUGGUAUACCUUGUCUGCAAAAAACGAAGCUGGUAUUGUCUCCUGUACUGCUAGACUUGACAUAUAUGCUCAGUGGCACCGUCAAAUUCCACAACCAAUAAAGCUCCGGCCUGGUGGCAGCUGGUAUACAAACCUUACCAGUCAAGGACUCGACAUUUUUUCUGCCUUCCCAACUACUGAAAGCCCUAUGCUGUUUUCAUCCCCAACCCAAAAAGUGGUGGAGAGUGAAGAACUUUGAAAAACAAACAAUUGUUCCAGUUACACCCACAGAGAUACUAGAACUG